AUGGCCGCUGUUAAGUCGGUAUCCUCUAUGAGCCCCAGGAAAUCGAAGAGACAAAAAAAAUGCCGUCGCAAAGCAACUCUCAUGAAGAAGGCGUCCGAGUACAGCAAGAUGUGCGACGCGGAUGUAUGCGUAGGUAUUCGUUUGCGAGAGACGGGUCAGGUACAUAUUUUGACAGCAGAUGAUUCUGGGUUUUGGGCUUUCCUUGCCUCACAACUGUGCGCCUACUACCCCAAGCCAAAUUUUAUAACUGUCCAAGAUUUGGAUAGGGUCAACAAAGGACUAGCCGUCACCUUCAAGUAG
This is a messenger RNA of Penicillium brevicompactum, 300 nucleotides long. RefSeq lists its product as uncharacterized. The record is from RefSeq and is a predicted model, not a curated record. The coding region runs from base 1 to 300 and encodes 99 amino acids. NCBI's taxonomy places the organism in Eukaryota, Fungi, Ascomycota, Eurotiomycetes, Eurotiales, Aspergillaceae. Gene Ontology annotation, molecular function: protein dimerization activity; DNA binding. The transcript has 2 exons.